GGACGAACUACAAAUUCUCUAGGACUAAAGCAGAGCUAUAAUAGUCACGAACUCGGCAACGCAAAAUAGAUAAACGAUUGCUGAUGGCAGUUUUAUUUGUCAGAUUUUGAAAAUAAAAGAACUAAAAAACUCAUCUGAUGGGUCAGCAUUAAAGAAUCGGUCAAUCAGUAGCUUUGAUGGUUAACCUUUCCUUUCCGAAAGUUGGUAAAUAAAAGACACCCAUAAAUUAAAAAGUUAGUUGCAGCAUCUGGCGGUGAUUCUGAGAAGCGUCGAAGAGACGGCAAACUCGGUGUAACGCGCAAGGGUUGGUUAUGUUAUGUUGCGAAAAACACAGGGAGAAUCAUCGGACUAGCCGAAGACACGAGCUGUGAAUAACUUGUGGUAAAUAGCAGGAUUUUCUUAAUCUGGAAUCAAGAGACUAACAGAGAAUAUUAUGAAAAUAAUGGCCCAUCACUACGUAGUUACGGCCCAAAAGCCAACUGCGGUAACGGCUUGCGUGACCGGUAACUUCACAUCUCCGACCGACCUCAACCUCAUUCUGGCAAAGAAUAUGCGGCUCGAGAUCCACCUCGUCACCCCCGAGGGUCUGCGACCCCUCAAGGAAGUCGGGAUCUACGGAAAAAUCGCCGUAAUCAAGUUCUUCAGACCGCCGCACGAGAAGAAGGACUUGCUAUUUCUCCUGACAACUCGAUACAACGCCAUGAUACUCGAAUGCAUAGGCGAAGGCGAGGACAUAGAGAUAAUAACAAAGGCACAUGGGAACGUAGCAGACAGAAUUGGGAAGGCUUCAGAAACAGGAAUAAAGGCGGUGAUAGACCCAAAGGCACGAGUAAUAGGACUGAGACUCUAUGAUGGAUUAUUCAAGAUAAUACCUCUGGACAAGGACAACCCAGAGCUUAAGGCAUCUUCGAUCAGAAUGGAGGAACUGCAAGUUCAGGACGUAAAUUUUCUGCACGGCUGCUCAAACCCAACGUUGAUUCUAAUCUAUCAGGACAUAAAUGGGCGGCAUGUCAAAACUCACGAGAUAUCGCUGAGAGACAAAGAGUUCGUAAAAAUACCCUGGAAACAGGAUAACGUCGAACGAGAAGCUAUGAUGGUGAUUCCGGUCCCAUCGCCCAUUUGCGGUGCGAUCAUAAUCGGCCAGGAGAGCAUCCUCUACCAUGACGGGACAACGUAUGUUGCGGUAGUUCCGCCGGUAAUAAAACAGAGUACAAUCACGUGCUACACCAAGGUUGACAACCAGGGGCUUCGGUAUCUACUAGGAGACAUGGCAGGGCAUCUGUUCAUGCUGUUCUUAGAGCAAGAGAAAAAGGCUGAUGGGACAAUGGUUGUCAAGGACUUGAAAGUCGAGGUACUAGGUGAGAUUAGCAUCCCCGAGUGCAUCACUUACCUCGACAAUGGUGUCAUUUUCAUCGGCAGUCGUCUAGGUGACUCGCAGCUCGUCAAGCUGGUCACAAAGGCAGAUGAGAACGGCUCCUACUGCGUGCCGAUAGAGAUAUUCACCAACUUAGCGCCAAUCGUCGACAUGGCUGUCGUAGACCUGGAGCGGCAGGGCCAGGGACAAAUGGUCACAUGUUCGGGUGCCUUCAAAGAGGGAUCUCUGAGGAUAAUAAGGAACGGAAUUGGUAUUCAGGAGCACGCUAGCAUAGAUCUGCCUGGCAUAAAGGGCAUGUGGGCACUGAAGAUGGGGGGGAGCAGUUGCGACAAUACCUUGGUGCUUUCAUUUGUCGGGCAGACACGGAUACUGACACUGAAUGACGAGGAGGUGGAAGAGACCGAGAUUCCUGGCUUCGUUUCCGACGAACAGACCUUCCACACAGGCAAUGUGACGGCCGAGACUUUCAUCCAGAUAACGCCGACCUCUGCCAGGCUGAUUUCCAACACCGCAAAUCCCAUUGUGUCCGAGUGGAAGCCUGAGAACAACAGGACCAUUAGCGUUGUCGCGUGCAAUGGUACGCAGGUCCUCUGCGCCACUGGAAAUGAUUUGUUUUACAUGGAAAUAGUGUCCUCUCAGAUCGUCCCAAAAGGGUCCGUUGCUCUGCAGCACGAGGUUGCCUGUCUGGACAUUUCCCCGCUGGACGGAAACUUAGAGGCUAAGAUCGUGGCUGUCGGACUGUGGACUGACAUAUCGGUGAGAAUUCUCACCCUGCCGGACCUCGAAGAAAUGAACAAAGAGCUCCUAGGUGGGGAAAUAAUCCCCAGAUCGAUCCUGAUGACCUGCUUCGAGGGAAACACCUAUCUGCUAUGCGCGCUAGGUGACGGCAGCAUGUACUACUUUACGCUUCAAAAACAGAACGGUAUUCUGUCCGACAAGAAGAAGGUCACCCUCGGCACACAGCCCACGGUCCUGAGGACAUUCAGAUCCCUUUCGACGACUAACGUGUUCGCCUGCUCUGACCGUCCCACGGUGAUAUAUUCUUCGAACCACAAGCUAGUCUUCAGCAACGUCAACCUGAAAGAGGUGAACCACAUGUGUUCGCUCAACGCCGAGGCUUACCCAGACAGUCUAGCCCUGGCCACGGACAGCACUGUUACAAUCGGUACGAUAGAUGAAAUCCAGAAGCUCCACAUAAGAACGGUGCCACUCGGCGAGUCACCAAGAAGGAUCGCGUAUCAGGAGACCUCGCAGACUUUCGGUGUUAUCACGAUGCGGGUAGACAUGCAGGAGAGCAGCGGUGUCAGCAUUGUCAGAUCGUCCGCAUCCACACAGGUUGCGUCAACGUCCAGUAGCAGCCACAUAGCGUCGCACAACAAGCCUGGACACACGGCCAGUGACAUUGGGCAGGAGAUAGAGGUCCAUAAUCUACUGAUAAUCGACCAACACACUUUCGAAGUUCUCCAUGCUCACACGCUGAGGCCGACCGAGUACGCAAUGUCACUGAUAUCAACGAAGCUCGGUGAGGACCCGACGUCGUACUUCGUCGUUGGUACCGCCUUCAUCAAUCCAGACGAGUCCGAGCCAAAGACAGGAAGGAUACUGUUGUACCACUGGAACGAUGGCAAGCUGACGCAGGUCACGGAGAAGGAGAUAAAAGGCGCUUGCUACUCACUGGUUGAAUUUAACGGCAAGUUGUUGGCCAGCAUCAACAGCACCGUAAGAUUGUUCGAGUGGACCGCCGAGAAGGAGCUCAGACUGGAGUGCAGCCACUUCAACAACAUCAUCGCACUCUUCCUCAAGACCAAAGGGGACUUUGUGCUGGUCGGCGAUCUAAUGCGCUCGCUGACAUUGCUUCAGUACAAAACGCUAGAAGGCAGUUUUGAAGAGAUAGCUAGAGACUACAGUCCCAACUGGAUGACAAGCAUCGAGAUACUGGACGACGACACUUUCCUAGGAGCUGAGAACUGCUUCAAUUUGUUCGUCUGCCAGAAAGACAGUGCAGCUACGUCCGAGGAGGAGAGGCAGCAGAUGCAGGAAGUCGGACAGUUCCACUUGGGCGAUAUGGUGAACGUCUUUAGACACGGUUCCCUGGUCAUGCAGCACCUGGGAGAAUCCAGCACACCGACUCAGGGCUGCGUCCUGUUCGGAACGGUGGGCGGCGCCAUCGGUCUCGUUACUCAGAUUCCAUCAGGUUUCUACGAUUUUCUGCACAAUUUGGAAGAUCGUUUGACGACGGUUAUAAAAAGCGUUGGUAAAAUAGAGCAUAGCUUCUGGAGGAGCUUCAACACAGAUUUGAAGAUGGAACCCUGCGAGGGCUUUGUCGAUGGUGAUCUAAUCGAAAGCUUCCUCGACCUGAGCCGCGAUAAAAUGGCCGAAGUUGCCAUGGGCCUCCAGAUCGACGACGGCAGCGGAAUGAAAAAAGACGCGACGGUGGACGAUCUCGUGAAAAUCGUAGAAGACCUAACGAGGAUACACUAGGCUCCUGGAGACAGAUUUGUUGCGACGAUUGUUUUUUUUUUUUUCUUUUCCUAUCCUGCAGGAGCGUUUAGAAGACUUUAUAGAAGACAAAAACGAGAAACAGAAUAAAAAGUUAGAUAGAGAUAAUAAUUUUGUAAAUAUACCAUUAUGAUAAAUAUGACUAUUGUGUUAAAAAACAAAAAAAAAAAAUAAACAAAGAAAAAAUGGCUGCCGAAGUUA
Neodiprion fabricii is the source of this 4075-nucleotide messenger RNA. It is a transcript of the gene pic, whose product is annotated as DNA damage-binding protein 1. Gene Ontology annotation, cellular component: site of double-strand break; nucleus. Gene Ontology annotation, molecular function: protein binding; nucleic acid binding. Gene Ontology annotation, biological process: DNA repair; proteasome-mediated ubiquitin-dependent protein catabolic process. The coding region runs from base 434 to 3856 and encodes 1140 amino acids. The transcript is spliced from 6 exons. Lineage: Eukaryota; Metazoa; Arthropoda; Insecta; Hymenoptera; Diprionidae. The record is from RefSeq and is a predicted model, not a curated record.